Molecule: messenger RNA, 2466 nt
Organism: Hyphopichia burtonii NRRL Y-1933
Lineage: Eukaryota; Fungi; Ascomycota; Pichiomycetes; Serinales; Debaryomycetaceae
Gene: BTA1
Product: Bta1p
Exons: 1
Coding region: 1-2319 (772 amino acids)
Source: RefSeq, a predicted model, not a curated record
AUGGAUAUUAUUAUUGAUCAACCAAUUGAUUAUUCCAAGGUGUGUAUUGGAACCUCGAUUACUAUUUUUGCAGCCUUGUUGGUUCUGUCAAGACUUGGACAAAAAUUGAAACAGUUGGUAGUAUUCUGUUGGGCAUGUUUUAUUAAACCACUCUUCGGAAAAGUCAAGCAGAAUAAGAAUGGCGAACAACAACAAUUAUUAGAAAGCUUUUAUCAAAAUCAAGCUCAUAUUUAUGAUAACACUAGAGAAUUUUUAUUAAAAGGUAGAAAAGAAUGCUUGAAGUUAGCCAUUGCUCAUUUAUCAAAGGAUAAAGGUAAAGUCUGGGUUGAUAUUGGUGGCGGUACCGGUAAAAACAUAGAGUACAUGAGUGAAAUAUACGAUUUGAGUAAAUUUGAAAAAAUUUACUUGAUUGAUUUAUCACCAUCGUUAUGUGAAAUUGCUCGUAAGAGAUUUGAAAAUAAAAAAAUAUAUAAUAACGUUGAAGUUAUUGUUGCUGAUGCUGCUGAUUUUAAAAUUGACUAUUCAAAAAUUGAUUUGAUUACUUUUUCUUACAGUUUAUCAAUGAUUCCAACAUUCCAUUCAACAAUUGAUAAUGCAGUUGAUUUAUUAAAGAAAAACGGAAUCAUUGCUUGUGUUGACUUUGGAAUUCAAUCUUCUGAUACUUCCAUGGGUAGAAUUAAUACUCUUGGUGGAUUGGUUAAUAGAAAUUUACCUUGGAUUUUAAGAAAUUUUUGGAGAAUUUGGUUCGAAGCCGAUAAAGUUUUCUUAGAUAGUUCAAGAAGAAAUUAUUUAGAGUAUAAAUUUGGUACCAUUAAAUCUUUGAAUGAGUUUAAUUAUUAUUUAGGUAAGAUUCCUUAUUAUAUUUGGAUUGGAUGUGAUAAGUCUAAAUCUACCAAAUUAUUACAUAGAAUUAACUGUUUAGCUACUGAAUCUCCUUAUUUGGCUCCCUCUGAGGAGACUCAAUUAGAAGAAUAUUCAACUAGUUUACCAAUUUCAAAAGGUCAUGAAGCUGCUUUAUCUAACUUUGCUAAAAAAUUACCUUUCCCUUCAAUUUAUUACCAACAACAAAUUUGGAGAGUUUACUAUGAUGAAAUUUGUGCAAAAUAUAAUCAAUUCGAUAAUCAAUAUAUUUAUGCUUUCACCUGGGAAGAUCCAAGAGAAGAUCAUAAAAUAUUAAAAUUCAAUGAAAAUGAAACGGUUUUAGCAAUUACUUCUGCCGGUGAUAAUAUUUUGGAUUAUGCUUGUUUAGAAUCAGCUCCGAAAAAAAUUCAUGCAGUAGAUUUAAAUCCUGCUCAAAAUCAUUUAUUAGAAUUGAAAUUAGCUGCUUUUAAAUCUUUGCAUAAAGAUCAAAUUUGGAAUUUAUUUGGAAAUGGUAAAAUUGAUAACUUUAAAAAUUUAUUAAUUGAAAAAUUAAGCCCUCAUAUGUCUUCUCAAGCUUUCCAAUUUUGGUUUGAUAAAGGUAAUGCUACUUUUAAUCCAAAUGGUAAUGGUCUUUAUGAUACUGGUUCCACUCGUUGGGCUUUAAGAGUGGCCAAGUAUUUAUUUAAAUUUUUCGGAGUUUCUUCUUCAAUUGAAAAAUUAUGUAAUUGUAAUUCGAUGCUGGAACAGUUGAAACUUUGGAAUGAUAAAAUCAAACCAACUUUAUUUAAUCCGUUUGUGGCUACUUUAAUGGUUGGUAAUCCUAUUUUCUUAUGGAAAGCCUUGGGUGUUCCAGUAAAUCAAGCUGCUAUGAUGGGUGAUUCUGUUUUAAAAUAUGUUAUUGAUACUUUUGACCCAAUUAUUAAACGUUCCCUUAUUUCAAAUGAUAAUUAUUUCUAUUAUCUUACUCUUAUGGGUAAAUAUUCCAAAAAAAAUUGUCCAAAUUAUUUAUCUGAAACAGGGUUCCAAAGAUUAACUUCAGUUAAUAAAAAUGGUGAAUCUCCAAUUGAUAAUAUUAGAAUUCAUACCGAUACUUUAAAUGAUGUUUUCGCUCGUUUAAAUAAAAAAUCAAUUACUAUUGCAAUCAUUAUGGAUCAUAUGGAUUGGUUUGAUCCAAAUGGAAAUGAUGCUCACGAUGAAAUCGUCGCCAUUAAAUCUUGCUUAGCCACUAAUGGUAGAGUCAUGUUACGUUCUGCUGCUCAAUUCCCUUGGUAUAUUAAAACUUUUGAAAAAUUAGGUUUUAAAUGUAAACCAGCUGCAAUUAGACAUAAAGGUGAGUCUAUCGAUAGAACUAAUAUGUAUGCUUCAACUUGGGUUUGUACUAAAGUUAUGGAUGAUCCGGAGCAUUCCAAUACUGCAAACCCUUCAACUCGUCGUCGUAUGAGUAGCUUGAGAAUCUGAUUGAUUCAAUUCUCAGUUCAAUUAGAUUAUUGUCUUUAUUUAAAUUUUUGUUCUUUUGUUCCUUGUUUUCGUUUUUUGCAGCCAUUAUUAUUUUUUAUAUUGGUGGUUCUCUUAACCAUUAUUCAUUUCUUAUAACUUGUGAUCUUC